AUGGCCAUAGAGUGCGUAACAAGUACAAAAUCAAUGCUUCAACCAUCACCACCAAAGCACAACGAAGACAACAAAGAAGGUGAACCACCAUUGGUUUUUGAUGGUUCACUUCUAAGGCACAAACUCCAUCUUCCAAAACAGUUCAUUUGGCCAGAUAAAGAGAAGCCAUGCUUAAAUGUUCCUGAACUUGUUGUUCCACUCAUUGACUUGGGUGGUUUCCUCUCUGGUGACCCAGUUGCAGCAAUGGAAGCUGCAAGGCUUGUUGGUGAGGCAUGUCAGAAACAUGGUUUCUUUCUGGUUGUGAAUCAUGGGAUUGAUGCAAAUUUAAUCUCUGAUGCUCAUAGUUGCAUGGAUGAUUUCUUUGAGAUUCCCCUGUCUCAGAAACAGAGGGCUCAGAGGAAACAAGGGGAACACUGUGGUUAUGCUAGUAGCUUCACUGGCAGAUUCUCCUCCAAGCUUCCAUGGAAAGAGACACUUUCUUUUCAGUUCUCAGCUGAGAAAAACUCAUCCUCUGUUGUCAAAGACUACUUGUGCAACACAAUGGGCAAAGAGUUUGAGCAAUUUGGGAAGGUUUACCAGGACUACUGUGAAGCCAUGAGCACUCUUUCUUUGGGGAUAAUGGAGCUUUUGGGAAUGAGCCUUGGAGUUGGGAAAGAAUGUUUUAGAGAGUUCUUUGAAGAAAACAGUUCAAUAAUGAGGCUCAAUUACUACCCACCAUGUCAAAAACCUGACCUCACUUUGGGCACUGGACCUCACUGUGAUCCAACAUCUUUAACCAUUCUUCACCAGGACCAAGUUGGUGGCUUGCAAGUUUUUGUUGACAAUGAGUGGCGUUCCAUUAAACCAAAUUUCAAUGCUUUUGUUGUCAACAUAGGUGACACCUUUAUGGCUCUUUCAAAUGGGAUAUACAAGAGUUGCUUGCAUAGGGCAGUGGUGAACAGCAAGACAACAAGAAAAUCUCUUGCUUUCUUUUUGUGUCCAAAAAGUGAUAAGGUGGUUACUCCACCAAGUGGAUUGGUGGAUGAUUUGACCCCAAGGAUCUACCCAGAUUUUACAUGGCCUAUGCUGCUUGAGUUUACUCAGAAACAUUACAGAGCUGACAUGAAAACUCUUGAGGCAUUCACCAACUGGCUUCAACAGAAAAGGAGCUGAAAUUUC
Molecule: messenger RNA, 1158 nt
Organism: Gastrolobium bilobum
Lineage: Eukaryota; Viridiplantae; Streptophyta; Magnoliopsida; Fabales; Fabaceae
Product: gibberellin 20 oxidase 2-like
Exons: 3
Coding region: 1-1152 (383 amino acids)
Biological process (GO): response to light stimulus; flower development; gibberellin biosynthetic process
Molecular function (GO): gibberellin 20-oxidase activity
Source: RefSeq, a predicted model, not a curated record